Messenger RNA from Porites lobata, 3646 nucleotides. Lineage: Eukaryota; Metazoa; Cnidaria; Anthozoa; Scleractinia; Poritidae. The record is from the annotation of a GenBank genome assembly.
AGCUCGAAAAUCCAGACCAUUGUUUAACACCCCCUAGGUCUCCUCAAUACGUUUUACUAUAAACAUAAUUGGUUCCAGAAGUGUCGACAGAAACGAUAAAAGGCUUUGCGUAAAUCACAAGGAGAUAAAUUGAUUGAACCUCAAGUAUUCGGCCAUACCACUGAAGACACCUCCAAUUCACUAACAGGCUAAAUAGUCUUGGAACACAGCCUCGAAAUGUGGAGGACACUGUUGCAUGUGACAGUUAUGUUCGUUUUAUGGUGGGAGUGUUCCGGCUUUAUCUGGGAGCGGAACAAGAUCGUAAGCUCGGAUCCAGGGGAAAGUAAGUGAUGCCUUCAGAACUGACAGCGCCCAAAUACACAAGUUGAGACAAAACUCGAGUUUCCUUCUUACAUUACUUUUAGUUUUAGAGGAAAAAAGUAGAACACAAAAGUAUCAACAGACGUUAACUAAGAAAUGAACGAAUUUCCCUAUAGGAUUUCUUUUGGUUACAGGUCCAAAUGUUGAAGCCACCUAAACCUUUUCAGGUCUUCAUGCUUUCAAAAAUUUUCAGAUUUAGAGACUACCUCUGAUUCUCUCUCUAAGGUUCGGUUUUAACAAGUGAUAACUCACACUUGUUGUUUUUUUCAAUAAUUCAGCCGUAAAGUUAGGUAGCCCUAGUAGCAUGGCGGUUUUGGUUAGGCGCGCAAAGUAAAUAACGGCGGGCGAGGGCAGAGAAACAGUGAGGACGUUCGCCCGGGUUUUGCGCGCGUUUUUGCGGCUUUGCCGCUCAGUCGUGCUCCCGACAAAACUGCCAUGCUACGCAGGCUAAAAGUUAGGUUUCUAAAAAAGCAAACGGACGUUUUCUGAUAGCUUUCAGUCAUUGCAGCACUGAUAUUCGUUAGAAAAGCUUCACAGCGGCUUCAAGCAGCGAUAAUACAAACGGGCUAGGUUUUGCAAUUAAAAUUAAGACACUGCAGACAAGACCAAACACGACGUAGGUACAUUGACCUUAAAAAUAGAAUUCAAAAAGGACUUAGCAUAUCUUUUGUUAGCUGUUUGGAUAAACAAAGUUUUGUUUUGUCGAAGCUUGACCCAGCAUGCUAGCUAUUAAGACCAACAAAACUAUUCAAUUAAACUCGCUUAAAGAGAAAACCAACUGAGUGUAAUAAACACAGACAAAAAUCUUGGCAGGUUGUAAAAUUAUCUCUACUGAAUACCUUUUCAUUUUAAUGAAAACAAAAACAGACUCCAUGGUGACAUCUUUAGAGUUCAAUGAUAAAAUACUUAGGACAUUUCAAACAUAGCUUCUCGACUAAGAGUCAGAGUACAAGUUUAGGAGUCUCACUAAAGGGUUAAAAUUAAAUAAUAAUAAAAAAACGCUGUUUUGUGCUUUCUGUUGGUAAUGUUUAAUAGUUUUGUACAAGAUGCUUUAAAGUUGUGAAGUAGCUAUUUCUUCUGCAAAUUUUCGCCUUCGAUUUUGCUGCCAGCACAGCUCAGCCGGAUCUAAACUAGAGUUUGAGUCUGCUGUUAGAAAAAUCCUUACGUCCUGACUGUUAUAGUGGUCACUUUAAAGAAAGACUGAAGCUGCUGCUGAGAUCCUGAAGUGUGUAGUGUGUUCUCUCAUAUGAAAGCUACUGAGUACCUAUUCCUACGGAGCUGUUUAUCACGUACAUUGAAAUUAUUUCUCUUAUCUUUGCACGAGUCAUGCACUCUUAAGUCUUCAUACAAAACGCUUUCCGCCCUUCCUUACCUCUUCCUUUCACUCCCAAUGGUGGCCAAAGUAAAACAAAAAAAAAUCGCAAAAAUCCCAAAUUCCAUUUUCAAAUUGCCGAAAGACAAAUAUUAACAUGUGAAAGAACUGCUGGAGGGAUUUAGUUUGAAUGGUCACACCAAAUGAUUUCAUCCACAGACUCAAAAGUUACUGAGAACCACAUACUAAAUAAAUAGCACCACUACUGCUGAAGAUGUUUUAUUUCAAUAGUCACACCGUUGGAUUUCAUCCAAAGAUACAAAAGUUAGAACUAAAUACUGAAUAAAUAGUACCAUGUGAAAGUAUUGCUGGAGAGCUUUCAUUUGAAUGGUAAUACCAUAGGAUUUCAUCCAGAGACUCAAAAGUUAGAACUACAUACUAAAUAAAUAGUACCAUGUGAAAGUACUGCUGAAGAGGUUUCAUUUGAAUGGUCACACCAUAGGAUUUCAUCCACAGACUCAAAAGUUAGAACUACAUACUAAAUAAAUAGUACCAUGUGAAAGUAUUGCUGGAGAGCUUUCAUUUGAAUGGUAAUACCAUAGGAUUUCAUCCACAAACUCAAAAGUUAGAACUACACACUAAAUAAAUAGUACCAUGUGAAAGUGCUGCUGAAGAGCUUUGAUUUGAAUGGUAACACCAUAGGAUUUCAUCCACAGACUCAAAAGUUAGAACUACACACUAAAUAAAUAGCACCACGUGAAAGUACUGCUGAUGAGGUUUCAUUUGAAUGGUAACACCAUAGGAUUUCAUCCACAGACUCAGGAGUUAGAACCACCUGACGAGGCCCCAUCAUUCACUCUAGGUGUGAAAUGGAUACUGAACUUUAUUGCUGGUUUCUGAAUCCUUACUUGUGUUUACGAGAGGUUUUUUUUUUUUAUCAACAAAAAAGAAAAACAGAAGGCAAUCUUGUUAAGAUAGCUUCCAGCUCUUAAACAGUGUGUUGUAAUGUUAGACGAUUUAACCAAAUCUCAUCACUUGACAGGAUUUCAGAAAAUUCCACCUGCUCAAGUCACAGCCGACAAGUUAAUGCGGUUCUUCUUUGGCAUAGAUCACAGAGUCAUUCGACAACUACGUAGAAGACAUCGCAGGUCUGCGGACAUACCGACCCAGUCAUUUGCACAGUUCGAUGCGAUCUUCAUUAUAGACUCCUCAGCAUCGAUACGGCCUCAAGACUACAAAAAUACGCUACGGGCUCUGCAGCUACUUACAGGAAAGGCAGACAGAGACAGACGCUACGCGGCCAUUACAUUCUCAUACAACGCCACGGUCCGUUUUAAUUUCACCACGCGCCGUGACACCGUAUACAAACUACGCAAGAUACCUUUCGAAGCAGGGAAAACGAAUACUCAAGAUGCUCUCGAUAUUUGUCGAAGGGAGCUCAUAUUAAACAGCAAAUGCGGCGGUCGGCCUGGGGUAAGAAAGCGUGUUUUAAUAGUAACUGACGGACAGUCCAAUGUGGAUAAAGAAAAAACGCUGUAUCGCGCGUUGCAGAUCAAAGCUACGGGCACACAAAUCUUCGUGAUAGCCGUUGGCCGCUACCUCAGAGGUAUGUCGGAGAUCGUGGGCCUGGCGAGCUCCACCGACGCCCACCUUUAUCGCGUGCGUGAUGUUCAUGGGCUGAUGCGAGUGGUAAGGUUGAUUCCGCCAUGGCACAUCAUGAGAGAGUACUUACAUCACUCUUGGCUGAACGGCAUGUUAGCACGCCCAGUUACACACUGAAAGAGUACCCGGUGUUUCGGAUUACAGAGCUUACAGAGCCUUGGCAAUAGCAACGACACCUCAAAAAAUAACAAUUCGCUGAUUAAUCGUCCGAAAGCAUCAUGUAGACUGAACAGCGAGUUUAUAAGUCUUGGCAAGAGUGGUACUGAGUCAGUGUUUCAUCCGAGAAUAGACUAAUUGAUUGGUAUAAUUGGU